Messenger RNA from Oppia nitens, 990 nucleotides. RefSeq names its product nucleoside diphosphate-linked moiety X motif 6-like. The record is from RefSeq and is a predicted model, not a curated record. Gene Ontology annotation, molecular function: NADH pyrophosphatase activity; NAD binding; ADP-ribose diphosphatase activity. The transcript is spliced from 5 exons. Lineage: Eukaryota; Metazoa; Arthropoda; Arachnida; Sarcoptiformes; Oppiidae. Bases 94 to 927 code for a protein of 277 amino acids.
UAAUAAUUUAACCAAAAAUGUUUACAUUAAAAUCAAACAAAUAGUUUUAAAUGAUUUAAAUCAUCACAAAAUAGUUUGAGAACCACAUCGACAAUGAUAUUCAACGGCGAAGUCGACAGAUAUCAAGGAUUUCAUGUCAAUCUCAAAGAUGUCAAACAGUUUAAAGAUAUUACUGUCGAUGAGUUUGAAUUAUCACUAAAAGAAGCACUCGAUGAUUGGGUAAAAAAAUACCGGUGCUCAUGGUUCGAGGUCGGCCUACAAUUGACACAUUUUCUACCCGUUUUAGCUAAAUUUGGUUAUGUCUUUCAUCACACAAAGACAGAGUAUGUAUCGAUGAACAAGUGGUUGUCGCCAUCGGAGCCCAAGAAUGUGCCCGACUAUGCCUUCACUAACAUAGGCGUCGGAGGAUUAGUCAUCGACAAAGACAAUCGGGUUUUAGUGGUCAAAGAGAGACAUAAUCUCGGAAUUAAAAUGUGGAAAUUUCCCGGCGGUUACUCUAUUCAGGGCGAAGAAUUUGGUGAAACAGCAAUCCGUGAGGUCAGAGAAGAGACAGGCAUUGAUUGUCAGUUUGAAUCUGUUAUAGCCUUUCGACACAUCCAUAAGCUGGCCUUUGACUGUAGCGAUAUUUACAUGGUUUGUCAUCUGAAACCAUUAGGUUCUGUGAUGAAAGGGUCGGGUAGUCUAGAAAUAAGCAAAUGUAACUACGAGUUGGAUGAUUGCCAGUGGAUACCAGUAGAUGAACUGAGACCCCAGUUGUCGGCAUUCAAUCGCUAUAUACUCGAAAAGUUUGUUAUGAGUCAAUCAGCGGGUGUUAUGAUUGGUCUCAAAGAGAUACCCGUAAAUAUUCCGCAAUUCAAACAUAUUAAACAACAAACUUAUUCAAUACAUCAAUUUAAUAAACAAUUACAGGAUAACAAAGGGUCAUAGGGUUAGAACAAAAUAAUUUUUGAAACAUUUAUUUUGAUUUUUUUUAUAUAAUAUAUAAAACUU